This is a messenger RNA of Magallana angulata, 1096 nucleotides long. RefSeq lists its product as uncharacterized. Bases 191 to 937 code for a protein of 248 amino acids. NCBI's taxonomy places the organism in Eukaryota, Metazoa, Mollusca, Bivalvia, Ostreida, Ostreidae. The transcript has 3 exons. The record is from RefSeq and is a predicted model, not a curated record.
GCGGCGAGAGAGUUGGUGGCAGGGAAACUAAUAGAGUAUCUAAGCCCAAUCACCUUGGCACGUGGAAGAAUUUGGCGACGGAAGGUUUGAUCGCGUGGCAUUGACGUCACUUAAGUCCAAGGUGGUAGGACGUAUAUGUGCAGCAAACUUGAAAUGUGUAAAUGCGUAAAGUGACUGCCGAAAAAUUGCAAUGGAUUACCUGAAAUGUUUACCUGUGUUGCUUUCAUGUGCCAUCGCCUCAUUGAGCGAAACAGUCCCACUUCCAUCUUUCCAAAAACUUUUACACCACUACCCUGGUUACAAGCAUUUUGGCGGACGUUUUUCUCACCAUCGCAUCGUGGACAUCAUAGGUUGUAACAAAACAGACCUUUUGCACGACACAAGUGCACUGCGAAUGUCUUUCGCAUUGAACAAAAUAGGAAGUGUAUAUUCAAUUGGACAUGAACCCAUUCAUUUAUCAAAAUUCGGCAAAGACAGUGUUGCAGGGAGAGAUGGUUAUCAAUAUCUGUUUCAUCCGUUAGCUUUCGGUCCCUACAUGGCAGAUAAGUUCGGAUAUCCAAGCAUAUCAGUGCUACAUGACAAAGAUCCUAUUGCUACAAAGAGGAAGUUCUGGGGAAAGCAAGGGAUCAUGGAAAUCAUAACAUAUACCAAAUUCGGAAACAAACCGAAAGGACACAUCGCCCUGUGGAAUUGUGAUCGUCUUUAUCAGACAAAAGACUGGAUCUCCAAACAUUCCUUAUUAACAAUUCAAUUCUGGGAAUCACCAGACUCAAAAUGUGACACUGUUUUCCAAAAAGACAACUCGCCUUCACAAGUGACUGGUACGUGGGGUGGACGGAAAUACGACACUCUGAGACUAAAAGCUGCGAGAAAAUUGGUUAGAUUUAAUCAAAUCUACAGAAAAAUGCCACACAGACUUAUCAAAUUUCAAUAUUAAACUUAUAGGAGAGAGAUAGAGACGAUGAUUUGUCCAAAGGGAACCGCGCUGUGUUCAUUUUUUUAUAAUGUAAAAAUAAUUGUGUGCUCUGAUGUUUGUAUUUGUAUUUUUAUAAUGUUUACACUUGUUAUUACCUUAAAUAAAUGUUGUGAUUUACCA